AUGAGGGUUAUAGGUUUCUUAAGCCAAUUAGAGGAACUCCAGCUUUUUGGCAGUCAGUUCAGAAAGACAUCUUUAGCAUGCGUACGUCAGUUGGGGAUCCCGACAUGGUUUUGCUCGUUUUCCUCUGCGGAUCUGCGCUGGCAGAAUCUUUUGACCACUAUUCUAAAACAGGAAGGCAGGACACAGACUGUAGAGGAUUUGGAGUGGGCAGACAGGUGUGAGUUGUUGCGUCGUAACCCGGUCACAGCUGCGAGGAUGUUUGACUACAGAUGGCAUUGUUUUUUGAACGAGGUUCUCAUGUCUCCUUCCCAACCAAUUGGCAAAAUCAUUGAUCACUUUUAUAGGGUAGAAUUUCAGCAGCGCGGUUCUCCUCAUGUACACUGUCUGUUUUGGAUUGAGGGUGCUCCCCAAAUUGAUAAAAACACAGAUGAGGAGGUCGUUGAGUUCAUAGAUAAAUAUGUUACAUGCGAGUUACCCUCAGAUGAUGAUACAUUAUUGGACAUUGUGUCAUCAGUUCAAUCACACUCGAAACGACAUUCUAAAUCAUGCAGGAAAAAGAAAACAACAUGUCGGUUUAAUUUCCCAAAACCUGUUUCAUCUAGGACGUUUGUUUGUAAAAUAGAGACAAAAGACUGCAAAUGUGAUCAUAAGGUGAAGGAGACCAUGAAUGAUCCUGGAUCAAGGAACCAUCCAGUCUGUAAGUGUUGUGAUGAUGAUUUGAUGCCAAAAGAGAGGGCACAGUAUAUUUUGCAAAAUGUUAAGACAGCUGUUAAGAAAGCUCAGGAAGAAGUGAGUUUUGUCAGUGUAGAGGAUUUGUUUCAGACUCUAGGCAUCAAUCAGGGCAUCUUUGAAGAGGCUUAUCGAAGAUUGGAAAAAAAGAGCACGGUGGUUUAUAGGAGAGGGGUGAACGAAGUUUGGGUAAACCAGUAUAGUAAGCAGUUGUUGAAGUGCUGGAAUGCAAAUUUGGACAUUAGCUUUGUCACCGACGCCUAUGCAGUCGUCAUCUAUAUCAUAUCUUAUAUUACUAAAGCAGAGAGAGAAAUUGGCCUAUUAUUGAGUAACGCCCAAAAAGAAGCAACAAAACAAGGAAAUCUCUCUGCUAAAGAAGCAUUAAAAAAGCUAGGCAGUGUAUAUUUACACAAUAGGGACGUCUGUGCUCAGGAGGCGGUGUAUAGGCUAACCAACAUGCAUCUGAAGGAGUGUUCCAGAAAGGUUGUGUUUGUGCCAACUGGGAACAACAUAGUGAAGAUGAGUUUACCCCUCAGUGUUUUGAAACAGAGAACAGUUUGUACUGAGCUUAAGACAGAGGACAUGUGGAUGCCUGGCAUAGUGGACAGGUAUAGGAACAGGCCUGACAAUGAUGUCUUUGAUAACAUGUGCAUGGCUACAUUUGCGUCUGAGUAUCGUGUUCUCUCCAAGAACGAGAAGUCUAAUGACAUGAUUGAACUGAAAAGUGGUUUAGGCUUCAUCUUGAUGAGAACACGCUCUCAGUUCGCAGUUGUUCGUUAUAUGCGUUUUGAUUUAGAGAAACGUGAGGAGGACCAUUUUCAGAGUCUGAUGCAAUUGUUCCUUCCCUAUAGAGCUGACUCAGACCUAAAACCUGAAGGCUUUGAAAUGUUUAGUCAGUUCUAUAAAGGUGGCGAGGUGACAUUAAGUGAUGGUUCUGUGCAUUUGGUUAAGACCGUGGUUGACGAGAACAGGGCAAAGUUUGAAGUAGAUUGUCCUGAUUUGGAAAGAGCUCAGGAAAUUGUCGAGCAAAACGGAGUUGAUGAAGACGUUUGGGGGGAGCUGUGUCCUGAACAGGAAGUGGAACGCCUUGAAUGUGUAGAGGACAUGAGACAGCAACAGGAAGGUGAGAAAAGGGAUGAACAGUUAAUAGAAGCAAUGGAAAAUGUUCCAGACUUGGCUGUUGAUAACAAACAAUUAGCACAUAUAGAGAGACCCAGGAAAAUUAUGCCUAGAAGUGAGGGGUUAGCUUUGGUUAGGUCUCUGAAUGAGACACAGAUGGCUGUUUUUAAUAAGGUCAGACAGUGGUGUUUGCAGAAGGUGAUGGGUAAAAACCCAGAGCCUAUGCAUGUCUUUGUGACAGGUGGCGCAGGGACGGGGAAAAGUCACUUAAUUAGAGCUAUUCAGUAUACGGCAGGGAGGCUGUUGUCAACACUUUGUCAUCAACCAGACGAUAUUUGUGUUUUGUUAACUGCUUCAACAGGCAUAGCUGCAUACUCUUUAAACGCAGCUACAAUCCAUCACACACUCAGUAUUGGCACACACUCUAGUUUACCUUAUACCCCUUUGGGUGAAGAUAAACUAAACUCUUUAAGAGCAAAAUUUAGUCAACUCCAAAUUUUAAUCAUUGAUGAAAUAAGUAUGGUUGAUCACAAUCUGUUGACCUAUGUUCAUGGCAGGUUGAGGCAGCUUAAGCACACUGGUGACUUUUCCCCAUUUGGUAAUGUUAGUGUGAUAGCUGUUGGUGAUUUUUAUCAGUUGCCUCCUGUUAAAGGGAAGCCCCUGCAUAACAGUCAGGUUGGUGUGGGCUUGUGGUGCCAUUUCAGUGUAGUGGAGCUGAAAACAAUAGUUAGGCAGAAGGAUAGCUCAUUUGCAGAGUUAUUGAACAGGUUGCGAGUGCGUUCCAAAAAAACCCCCAUGUUAGAGAGCGACGUUGAGAUGCUGAAAUCACGUGAGACAGGGGAAGACAGCUCGGCCUUGCAUAUUUUCCCAACAAAUAUGCAAGUAAAUGAACACAAUUUCAAUAAGUUGUUUGCCAUGUGUCCUGAUUACAUCAAAAUUGAGGCUAAAGAUUUCAUAACAAACAAGAAAACAGGGAAAUUGGAACGUGGUACCCAAAAUAAUGCUUUGGACACAUGUUUAGAACAAACGUUGUAUUUGGCCAAGAAUGCGCGUGUUAUGUUAUGUAAGAACGUGGAUGUUGAAGACGGUCUGGUGAAUGGAGCAUGUGGCACUGUCACUGACAUGGAUUUUGGUAAAGAUAAAACAUUUCCUCUAAAAAUUUAUGUUACCUUUGAUGAUGAUAAAAUUGGCUUACAGAGGAGGAAGACACAUGCCCAUUCAGCAGUAGAAUGCAGGAAUUCUACUGCUAUUGAACCAGAGAAGGAGAAGGCCACUAAACGGGGUUGUGUGCGUUUACAGUUUCCUCUGAAAUUAGCGUGGGCGUGUACUGUACACAAAGUUCAGGGCUUAACUGUAGAUGAAGCUGUUGUAUCUUUGAAGAAGGUGUUUGCACCUGGGCAGGCGUAUGUAGCUCUGAGUCGUGUUAGGGCUUUGUCUGGACUGAUCAUCAGGGAUUUUACAGAGAAGGCCAUUUACUGCAAGGACACCAUAAAGGAGGCCAUGGAUAGCAUGCCUCCAUUUUUAAUUGAACAACCUAAGCCUUCAAUAAAUGCACAAAGUUUCUCUGUGUAUUUAAUGAACGUUCAGAGUUUAAAUCGCCACCUUUCAGAUUUGGUGUCCUGCACACAGCAUUUGCAGCCUCACUGUAUUGCUGUCACAGAAACGUGGCUCACUGCACAAACCUCAUUAAACAGUGUGCAAAUGUGUGGGUACACUUUCCACAGUCGUCCUCGAAGUUUGUGUUACAGCAGCAAUAACCCCAAAUUGACAGAGCUGCAAAAUCUACAACAUGGUGGAGUUGGUUUGUACUGUUUAGACAAUUUGGACUGUCAGAUUCUGCAGGUACCAGACUUAAAUCUGGAGUGUUUGGUAUGCCUGUGUAUCAAUUUAAACAUAUUGAUGGCAGUACUUUAUCGUCCACCAUCUUAUCCAAGAUCUCUAUUUAAACACAAUGUGGAGAAGUUACUUGACUGGUUAAAUCCAAUCAGUAAAACAAUUGUGCUAAUGGGAGACUUUAAUGAAAACAUUUUACAAGACUCAUCAAUUUGUACAUUCCUGAGCUUAAAAGGAUUUAAGCAGCAUGUAACACAAGAAACUACAGAGAAGGGGACAUUGAUUGAUCAUGUAUAUGUUAAAACAACACAGUAUAAUGUGGAAUGUGCAGUGAUGCCAGCGUAA
Molecule: messenger RNA, 4026 nt
Organism: Thunnus maccoyii (southern bluefin tuna)
Lineage: Eukaryota; Metazoa; Chordata; Actinopteri; Scombriformes; Scombridae
Exons: 1
Coding region: 1-4026 (1341 amino acids)
Biological process (GO): DNA repair; telomere maintenance
Molecular function (GO): DNA helicase activity; ATP hydrolysis activity
Source: RefSeq, a predicted model, not a curated record